ACUCCUAAAAUAAAUAUUUCAUUAUAUCUAUUUUUUUUAAAGGUUUCAAAUAUCUUUUUUAAAAACAAUCUGUGUAGACUAAAAACAUAACGAUAUUAAUGGCUCAAAAUAAAGAUAAUCUAUUAAAUAGUUACUUUAUCUAAUUCAAAGUAAAAUGGAGCGUUUACGGAAGUUACUGAGGUUCUUUGGCUGUUAUAGUUGUUGUUGUUGUCAAAGAUAUGAACCUGUUUUUUUAUUUUUUUUAGUCUUAACAGCAAACUUCAAUGAUGAUGUCUUACCAGUCAAGGUUCAUUCCAAGUGUCGUGGUGCCUACCCACUUAAUGAUCAACUCAAAAGAUUCUCUGUUUCUGAUGAUCUAGUAGAUUGGAAUAAAAAAUUUGAUUCUUAUGCUCCAGUUUGUUACACUGCAGAAUCAGUAAAGAAGAUGCCAGUGUGGGCUGAUCCAGAUCUUGAUGAUCCAGCAUUUAAAGAAAUAAAAUUUAAUGAGUUAGAUGGCAAGGUCAAUCGCAUUAGUCACAUGGGAAAAUAUGAGAUAAUGAGUAACGGAGCACCAAGAAAUCCUAUGGGAAGAACGGGAAUCUCUGGACGUGGUCUUUUAGGGAGAUGGGGACCAAAUCAUGCUGCUGAUCCAAUUGUUACUCGAUGGAAGCGUGACUCUAAUGGGAAAAUCGAACUACAUAAAGACAACAACAAACCUAUAUUGGAAUUUGUUAGUAUUCAAAGAACUGACACACAUGAAUGGGCCAUUCCAGGGGGGAUGGUAGAUGCUGGAGAAAACAUCUCCUUAACAUUAAAAAGAGAAUUUGGUGAAGAAGCAUUAAAUAGCAUUGAACUCGACCAAAAAGAAGCUGUUAAGAAGCUUAUAGAUGAUUUAUUCCAUCAUGGUGAAAAUAUCUAUAAUGGUUAUGUGGAUGAUCCCCGAAAUACUGACAAUGCUUGGAUGGAAACUGUUGCCGUCAAUUUCCACGAUGAAAAGGGUACUUGUGUUGGUAAAAUUCCUUUGACAGCAGGUGAUGAUGCAAAAGCUGUGAAAUGGUUAGCAAUCGAUAGAAAGUUAGAUUUGUACGCAAGCCAUAUUGAUUUUAUUAGAAAAACUUGCGAGAAACGAGGAGCUUAUUUUCAAUAGCUAGUUAUUUAUAAUUAGUUAUUUUUUAUUAUUAUUAUUUUACGAUAAUAAUAUAUACAAAAAUAUCAUAACAUUUAAUAAAUGCUAUUUUAAUUCUAUUUUAAUAAAUAUAACCUUAACUUUUUUAUAAAUUAUUCUUAAAUUUUAUUUUGUUUGAACCAAUUUUUAUACUGUGGGGAUAAUAUUUUAAAGUUGUGAAGAUCGGACUUUAUAUUUUAUUUCAUUAUAUUUUUCAUAAAGUAAGUAGGCUAAUGCUUUUUUUAUAUUUUAAAUUAAUUUUAAACCCUUUUCUUAUUUAUAUAAAAUUGAGUAGAUUUUUCUUUGUGUCUUUUUAACUUUAUGGUUAUAUUUUUAAUAAAAACGUAGUUUAUAAUAAUUCAUUGGAAAUAAAGUUAUGGGUAGUAAA
This is a messenger RNA of Hydra vulgaris (swiftwater hydra), 1532 nucleotides long. Its product is annotated as ADP-ribose pyrophosphatase, mitochondrial. Gene Ontology annotation, molecular function: ADP-ribose diphosphatase activity. The record is from RefSeq and is a predicted model, not a curated record. Lineage: Eukaryota; Metazoa; Cnidaria; Hydrozoa; Anthoathecata; Hydridae.